Molecule: messenger RNA, 321 nt
Organism: Penicillium oxalicum
Lineage: Eukaryota; Fungi; Ascomycota; Eurotiomycetes; Eurotiales; Aspergillaceae
Exons: 1
Coding region: 1-321 (106 amino acids)
Source: RefSeq, a predicted model, not a curated record
AUGGACAGACCAAACACGUCCUAUGAUCCAAACAGCUCGAAUUCAUUGGAGAAGAAGGUGAUUCUCUCCUCAUCUCCUGGGGCUGCCAAGUGUGGUAAGGUUCCACUCAAACGCCCAGAUCUCAUCGAAUCCAGUCCCAUUCCAUUCACGUCUUGGCCAAGUCACGUAUGGCCUAUUGAUGAUGCAGAUCAGUGCCCGUCUUUGAUGUCCAAGUGUCAGGCGCUCAGAUCUGGCGUCAUCACUUUCCAUUGGCACGGGCUUCACGGAUAUGCAUCCACACCCCCGGAGCAAGGCGCGAGAUUCGCGGAGAAUACAUACUAA